Molecule: messenger RNA, 10807 nt
Organism: Mya arenaria
Lineage: Eukaryota; Metazoa; Mollusca; Bivalvia; Myida; Myidae
Product: solute carrier family 12 member 6-like
Exons: 27
Coding region: 963-4190 (1075 amino acids)
Biological process (GO): chloride transmembrane transport; chemical synaptic transmission; potassium ion homeostasis
Cellular component (GO): membrane
Molecular function (GO): potassium:chloride symporter activity
Source: RefSeq, a predicted model, not a curated record
GUUUCCUCCCUUGAGUAAUCAAACAAGUUUGACAGGUGCCACGAAAAAACCUGUAAUAUCUGAAAUAAACUGGCAUAUCCAAUAUUCACCUGUAAGAGACUUCAGCAACUACAUAGAAAAUUCCAUCAUCAGACCAUUAUUAGCAAAUCUGUAGACAAGCUGAAGACAGAAUCUUUCUGAAGGCACAGAGCAGGCAUCUGAAUUAUUCUGGAAAAGGCCAGUUUAGAGUAACCUUGAAUAGCUGGAAGUCAACAGCAGACGUCUGAAUAGUUAUACAAAAGUCCAACAAUACUUUUGUUCCAGAAUAUAAUUGAUUGCACUGAACCGAUAUACAAUAUUAAAGUAAUAUUCCCUUGUUUUGUGGAAUGCUUUGUCAUAAUGAAAAUAAGAGAAUUAGAAGAUCUAAUAUUGUGAUAAUUGGACACAUCUGAGACUCAAUCGGUUGUUUUUGCUAAUGGCUGUUUUGCUGCAGACGUAUUUAUAAAAUUAUAAAUAUUCAUCAAAAUAGUUGGUGAGAGAAACUGAUAUUAAUUAUCACAAAUUGAUUGAGAAUUCUAGCAACAUUGUCAUGAAAACAACCAAAUAUAUCCAGAUUUCUCCAGUUUGAAAGGAAAAAAUAUUCCAUUGACAAACUUUUGAGGUCAGAAUAGUCUAAGAACAUUUUCUAUGUCUGCAUAAUAUUCCAUCCAUUCUCAUCCUAUAUAAUUCAGUGUUAAAUUGUCCUUUAUUAUUGGUGCCUAGAAGUUUUACUUGAGUGAUAGGUUGUUAAAAACUUAUGGACCAUAAUCCAGUUAAAACUGAUUACGUUUUUGGAAAUAGUGGGUAACAUAGUUAAAGAAUUAUGUAAAACCACAAAUUACAGACUAGUUCCACAAGUUAACAAAAAUUACACUUAUAAGGGUAUUGUCUAUCCUAGAAACUAGCAAAACAGAGUGUGUUCCAAUCAACAGUUAGUGUGAAAAAUGACAGACAGAUUUACUGUAACGCGGGCGUCAGAAGAACAGCCAAUUGGAGAAACAGGUCGAACGGACACGUAUGGAGCUGCAGCAAUACAGUUCAGCGACAGCGACUCCAAAGUGGGGCAGUAUAAAAAACUCAAGGGAGAAGAUGGCGGCAGUCGGCUUGCGGACCAGGAACCCUUUGCAGUGGCAGAUGAGCUUACAAGUUCAGACUACUCCAAUCAGAUGGCCCUUUAUGAGGAUGACAUACACCACCAAGGUCGUAUUUCCACACUUCUCAACCGGCUCGCCAACUACCAUGCGGGCAUCGAGCCCAACACCAGCGAAAAGAAAAAGACACAGGCUAAGGCUCGACUGGGAACGUUGCUCGGUGUGUACCUUCCAUGUAUCCAGAACAUCUUCGGAGUUCUGCUGUUUAUCCGUAUGACGUGGAUUGUUGGAAUGGCCGGCGCCUUGGAAGGAUUCUUCAUUGUCUUUGUCUGCUGCUCAUGUACAAUGUUGACAGCAAUAUCCAUGAGUGCCAUUGCAACCAAUGGCGUUGUUCCAGCGGGCGGGUCAUACUUUAUGAUUUCACGCGCCCUUGGGCCCGAAUUCGGAGGUGCUGUGGGAGUUUUAUUCUAUCUUGGUACAACAGUAGCGUCAUCGAUGUACAUUAUUGGGGCCAUAGAGAUUCUAGUGACGUACAUGAAUCGAAGUUUCUCGAUAUUUGGAGAUGUGGGAGAUCAGAGCAACGCAUUAAACAACUACCGUGUGUAUGGCACCGCGGUCCUACUACUGUUGGGUGUGAUCGUGUUUAUCGGGGUGGCGUUUGUUAGCAAGUUUGCCACUUUAUCGCUUGCUUGUGUGAUUCUCUCCAUAUUUUCUAUAUACAUUGGAAUAUUUGUGGCAAAUCAAGACAACAGCGUUGUCUUAUGUUACCUUGGUGAUCGCUUACUGACAUCGGCCUCUGUUACAUUGGAUGGAGAAAUGAUGUGUAUAAAGAACGAAACAGCUCCGAUCUACCACAAAUAUUGUCACCUUGUCGGAAAUGAAACAGAAUGUGAUCCGUACUUUACUGCUAAUGAGAUGUACACAAAGUCUGGAAUUCCAGGACUCGCAAGCGGUGUCUUUAAUAGAAAUGUUCAUAACUCUUACACAGUGAAAGGAGACAUUAUUGGAAUGCGAACAGAGGGAAAUCGUGACCACGGAGAAAUUGUGGCCGAUAUCACGUCUUCAUUUGUUGUCCUGCUUGCUAUUUAUUUCCCAUCUUGUACAGGUAUAAUGGCAGGAUCCAACCGGUCUGGUGAUCUGGAAGACGCUCAGAAAUCCAUUCCUGUAGGAACCAUUGCAGCCAUAGUAACCACUAGUCUUGUCUAUAUUACAUGUACACUUUUUUUUGCUGGAACUAUAGAGGGAGAUCUACUUAGAGACAAGCUCGGAGAAAGUAUAAAUGGUGGUCUUGUGAUAGCGUACCUUGCGUGGCCAACAAGAUGGGUGAUUCUCAUUGGUUCGUUUCUGUCAACAGUUGGAGCAGGCUUACAAUCUCUCACAGGAGCUCCAAGAUUACUCCAAGCCAUUGCGAUGGAUGGAGUCAUUCCGGUUCUCAAUUUCUUUUCCGUGACAACAAAGCGCGGAGAGCCAUUUAGAGCUCUGCUCCUGACUCUUGCUAUCUCGGAGAUUGGCAUUCUCAUAGCUAACUUGGAUCUGGUUGCACCUGUUAUUACAAUGUUUUUCCUGAUGUGUUACGGGUUUGUGAACAUGGCUUGUGCCCUGCAGACACUUAUAAGAACCCCAAGCUGGAGACCAAGGUUCCGAUUCUACCACUGGACAUUGUCAUUACUGGGCCUGGCGUUGUGUGUGUGCCUGAUGUUCAUUUCUAGCUGGUACUACGCCCUAACAGCCAUUGCCGUCGCUGUCUGUAUAUACAAGUACAUCGAAUACAAGGGUGCUGAGAAAGAGUGGGGAGAUGGUAUCCGGGGUCUGGCCAUGUCUGCCGCCCGCUACUCUCUUCUGAGGGUUCAACAGGGGCCACCACAUACCAAAAACUGGAGACCGCAGUUGCUUGUGUUGUUCAAACUUGAUGAGAAUCUCCAGGCAAAAUAUCCCAAGAUGGUCGAGUUUGCCACUCAAUUGAAAGCAGGUAAGGGGCUGACCCUGGUCACGAGUGUUCUCGAGGGAAAGUGGAAGGAGAGAUAUGCUGAUGCUCAGGCUGCCAGACAGAACCUACAAAAGGUCAUUGACAGCACGGGAGUGAAAGGAUUCGCCGAUGUGAUCGUGUCGGAAAGCGUUACCGGUGGACUGUGUCAUCUGGUGCAGAACUCUGGUCUUGGAGGGCUACGCCACAAUACAGUUGUGCUGGGAUGGCCAUACGGCUGGAGACACAAUGUGGAUGAACGCAGCUACAAAGUCUUCAUAGACACCAUUAACAACGUUGGUGCUGGUCAGAUGGCGUUGUUGGUGAUCAAAGGUACCAACACCUUUCCCAGUAGUCACGAGAAGUUGAAAGGCACUAUUGACAUAUGGUGGAUCGUACAUGACGGAGGGCUGCUCAUGUUGUUGCCGUUUUUAUUGAAACAGCACAAAACGUGGAGAAACUGCAAUCUUCGCAUUUUUACUGUAGCACAACUGGAAGACAACACUAUACAAAUGAAGGCAGAUCUACAGAAGUUCAUGUACCAGUUGAGAAUACAUGCUGAUGUUGAAGUCGUGGAAAUGGCUGACAGUGACAUCACUGCGUACACAUAUGAGCGUACAUUGAUGAUGGAACAACGUACAGAGAUGCUGAAGAACAUGAGGAUCGGCAAAAUGCCUCAGCCACAGACCAUAGUAGACAGGAGUCAUGAGGCUGCUACUGCCGUCAAUGAUGUUAAAGUCAAUCUGGACACAGUCACCGAAGAAUCAGUCACCGAGGACGAGACACUGUCAGACCGUAACCAGUUUACAUUUACACCCAAUUUCCGUAACCAGGGUGUAUCAAUUGCACAUAUGGCAUCUACCAUCAAUAAAAACCUUCUUGAAAUCAAACCAGACCAGAAGAAUGUACGCCGGAUGCACACGGCGGUUCGUCUCAAUGAAGUGAUCAUCCAGAAAUCCCAUGAGGCCAAACUUGUCAUUCUCAAUCUGCCUGCUCCACCAAAACACGAGGCCGGAGAACUAAACUAUAUGGAGUUUCUUGAAGUACUCACUGAAGGUCUGGACAAUGUUCUCAUGGUGCGCGGGAGUGGAAGUGAGGUCAUCACUAUAUAUUCAUAAUGAUGAUGUCAUCAGUUUGUGUGUACUCUCUGAUGUCAACACUUCAUGUGUACAAUGUUUAUUGAUAUCAUCUUGAGUGCUGUAAAGCUUAUUGUGAGUGACUUAAGAUGAACGAAAUACCCUUAUAUUUUAUAUAGCUAGACCUGACAAUCGUGGAAGUAAAUAUUUUAGUGAUGACACCAUUUUUAUUAUUGAUACUGCAUUGAAACCAUGAGUUUAUGUGUUCAUUACUGUAAGAUUGGUUUUUCCCGUAAAAUUUAUAACUAGUUGCUAAACUUAACAUUGUGUUCAUGCUAGAUGAUUUUGUCUUUAUUGAAAUACAGUGAAUCAAAAUAUUUUCUCUAAAAUGAGAACAGAAUUUUGAGGCAAAAUGUCAUCAUGAUUUGCUCAUGAAUGAUGAUGUCAUCAUUUUAUGGGUACACAUUUGCAGAUAUGAGCAGUAAUUCCAUAGAACUUGGUAAUAAUAAAGGAUUGAUUCUUUUUUGUUAUGAAACUUUACUUUUAGGCAGGAACCUUAGUGUUUAUGUAUGUUGAUUUGUUUAGAAAUUAUUUUGAACUGAUGAUUAGAUUUAAAAUGUACACGGUAGUGCUUCUUGAUGUAGGCCGAAAAGAAAACAUAUUUGUUGCAUGAUUUUUAUGUUGUGAUUUUUUUUUCUGUAUUUAUUUUUUAUUUUUUUUAAUUUACAUUGAUUGUCAAUGAAAUGCCAGGAACUACUCAUUUUUAUUGCAAAAUUAAUACGAGAUUCACAUUAUAUGCUCCAGCAUUUGAGAUAAAAUGACUUUUAUGACAAAUGUGCGUUCUAAAUUUGUUAACAGAAAUAAAAAAUUACAAUCAGUGGUUAAAAUAAAGACUUUGUCAGGCACCCAGUAAUAUCAAUAUCUUUUAAGAUUUUAGUUUAUCUUUUACAUUUUAUUUCCAUGUCAUAUUAUAUUGAGCCGAAUUUCGGCAAUAAAAUGAAAUUUUGUUACAUGACCGAAUGAACUUAUUGUUUGUACAUAAAGAUAAGAUAUUUUCAUGAAUGUUGUGUAUAGUUUUGCUAAGUCAUUUCCAGGGGUGUUGAGGCUUACAUGGUAGUUAUUUUGACCUCCAUUUUAUUGUGAUAGUUACUAGCUUAUAAAGCUAUUUAUGGUCGCUUUGACCAUAAAUUUGUUGUGUAGAAAUACGUGUAUGAAUUUGUUGUAGUGCUUUUGCAUGGAGUUUUAUAUUAAAGUUGCAGUAAGGCAAUUAUAUAUUUAGUUAUUACUAUAUAUUAUAUUUCAUUUGCAUAUGAAUUAUUCACAUGAAACAAAAACCCAUUUACGCAUACAUGACAUUUUCUUAAAUUAAUCAUUGUAGUUUUUUUUUUCUUUAAUCCCUAACUGUGAACAAUCUGAAGUAUUAAUACAAAUUAAUCAAAAUUUUAUUCAGUAGAGAAAAAAUGAUACAAAAAGCACAGAAGUUUGACAUAAAAAAAACAUCUGAGGAUGAGCUUCUUUUAUGUAAAACUUUUGUCCUUUCUGUAUAUUUUUUUUAAAUAGUUAUAUGAAUUUUUUUUUUAUUUAAAUGUACCACAAUCUUUUAUCUGGUCUGUUAUUUCGAAGAAUAAAACACAGGGUAUUGUGAUAGUCUUAAGGUUUUGUCAAUGUUAUGGUUUUGCCAAACCGUUAACUUUGGCCACAGCUCAAGAACUGUUCAACAUAUUCAACUCAAACUUGGUACACAUGUUGCCAGAGAAAAUAUACACACAAUUGUACAGCAAGGUCCUAUAACUCUGGCUUUGUAAACUUAAACUGUUGAAUAAUUCCCCUUUUUCAAAGGAUUAAAAACAAACAAGCGGGCACUAUUCUUUUAAAUCAAAAUAAAAGAAAUAAAAAAUUGACCCCCUGUACCAUAUAUUUAUAAAAUUUGGAUUAGAGCAUUAUUUUUAAUAGGUAUAUUUCUUUUAGUUUUUCAUUUGUAAUAUAGGUUGGCCUAAAUGUUGUUGUUUUUGCUAAAAUACCUAAAAAAAUAAAGACACUCAAAUAUAUGUUUUCAAUCAUCAAUUUAUUUUUCAUUCAACAAUUUAUUUCUUUACUUUUACAUGCAUUAUUUGUUCUAUAAAAUGCAUUUCACUCUAAAUUCAUGAGCAAGCGAUAAAAUGAAUUUAAUUGAGCUUAAAUAAAGGUAUUUUAAAGAGGUACUUAGUUGAAAGAUUCCAACUGAGGUAAUCAAACAUAGUUUUGAUGUUAAAUAAAUGGGCUUUAGGCUUUAAUGGAAGCAUAAUAUUAAAGGCGUGUUAAGAGAAAAACUAGUAUAUUUUCAUUGGCUUAGUAGUCAACCAGUAUAUCUGGACGCAUCCUUAAACUUGCUCUAAACCUCGUUACAUGUGUUCCACUGAGUGCAGGACUUUGUUUCUCUCCCAUACCAUGGCAAAGUCCCAUGGUCUAAUGUUCAUAGAGCACAGUUGUAUAUGAAAAAAUCAUGUGUGUUUAAUAUCAGUAACUUUAAUAUGUGUAGUUGUUUAACAAAAAGAAUUUCUGCUUUACAUUUUGACAUGUGGAUUUUCUUACUCUUUUGAAAGAAAUUUAUUGUUUGUUGGAUUUUUUUAUCAAUGGGAAUUUUAUGUAGGGUAAUAUACUUCCAAGUGCUUCUAAACUAAAGAGUUGCAUUGUAUUCUAGUUGGAUUUUCACCUUUUAUGGUAAAACAAUGUUCGCAAAGGACACUACAAGUUGUUUUUAGAAAUUGUAUCUGGAAUGAAAUGUGUUUAAGUAUUUGAUGUAUAAAUAAGAAAUGUGUUUUAUCGUUUCAUUUGCGGUGAUGUUAAAUCUUGUUGCUUGGUAACCAAAUGUAAUUUUGUGCUAUCAUAUGAAAGGGUAUUACUUGUUGACUACUUAUAUGUAAAAUAAACUACCUAACUUACAUAACAGAAAAAGACAUAGCAGUUUGUAAUAACUCUUGUUCUCAAUUUCAUCUAAAAUCAGGAUUGAAAUGUCCUUUUCAUCCAUCUUUCAAGAACAAAAAUACUUGUUUGUAAUAUUACUUUCGGUUUCAACUUUUCUUUUGAUUUUUUUUCUCUGUACACAAAACCCUUUCAAACGAUACCAAAAUGAUAUAGGGAGACCAGGCAUCCAAGUUUUUCAUAAGAUAGGCACAUAAAGCCUUUAAUAAAUGUUCAAAACUGGUCAUAUCACAUCAAAGCUAUAAUACACUUUUUGCUUGGUAGAUUUUAAUUUUUUUAUAUAUAUAUGGUGCUUCAAGUUUUGUUUAUGUUGCAUUUGUUUUGUAUUUCUCCUGAUAGCUUGUGUUAUAUGAAUAAUUUUGUAAUUUGGUUUUUACUAAAGGUUUCCUAAAUAUACAAAAUAGGUUGUUUUGUUACUUACAGGUGAUUUAUUGUACAUCCAAGUGUUGUAAAUUUUUUUAUUAAAUUUAAGUUUCAUGGUUGUAACAAAUUGAAAUACAUGUAGCAUCCACUAAUGCCAUUGGUUUUAUGAAGUGUGAGCAACAUUUAUAUAUUUAGGGGUUUGUUAUUGGGAACUUUGUAACAUGUUAGUUAUUGGGAACUUUGUAACAUUCUCAUCAUCGGAAUGCGUCUAGCAGUUUAAAACAUAAAAAAUGAAAUGAAAAUAUUUUGCCUACCUUAUUUUUACUUUUAAAUGUAUUUCUUGUGGUCUGUGAUAGAUUCACUUCUAACCUGUGCAAUUGUUCAUAUCUGUGUGUUCUGUAAAUUAAUACUGUUUUUUUUACAAAGUAAUUAGAGACAUAUAUUUUAUUAGACUUCUUAAAGUCUUAAAUCAAGAGAGACAGUAAGCAGAUAUUUAUAUACAUACUACUGUAGGUUGAACUAACUGUGAUGAAUGGAUUUGUGUCUUUACGGAAAUUUGAAAUUGUCAGUUUGCAGUUAUAUUCUCACAUUUCAUGUUUAACUUGUGAGGAUUUUUCAGUAAUGCUUAGCAUAGCUUUCCUGUAGUCCUUUUCACAGAUACCACCCGAGCUACAUUUUACCCCUCAUAGAUUAUGCUUGGAUACUUCAGCUAUUAAAUUGCUAUUGAAGCAAUCUGAGAAUGGCUAUUCUUUGUAUCAACUUGGUGCAAAUUUUGGUUUAAUUGUUAAUCUGGGAAAAGGUCUGUAGAAUAAUGUUCUAAUAGUCCCUAAUUUUAAUGCAAUCAAUUUUGUCUCUAAAAUUGAGAAAUAUCCAGUUGGCCAUUCUCUUUCACAGUAUAUAGUUUUGUAACAUACAUGUUCUACAGAAAUGGUCAUUAGAACACGAUUUAACUUUUGUGAUAUUUGUCUACUUGAUAAUGUGUGAAUUUAUAUCGCAUUGAGUGUUUAAUUUAUAAAUUUAAAAAAAAAGGAAGAGAUAAAACUCAUUAUUCACAUUUUUCAUCGAUAAUUUCAUCAGGGUUAUAGAUUAGUGAAUACCAGGAAGGCGGGCUUGUCCUUGACAGGUGUUCCGAUAUCACUCACAGUUUUGGAUCUUCAUGAGACUUGGACAGAAUAUUUGUCAUGAUGUAAUAACUCAAGUUUGAAUAUUGGUCAUCUCUGGUAAAACUAGGUCAAAUAUCAAGACAAAAUGUUUAUGUUAAAGCUUCUGAUUCCUUUCACAAAUUCAUCUAGUGGUCAUCUGGUCUUCAAGAAACUCAGUCUGAAUAUUUCUUAGCAUGAUAUUUACAAACAAUCUGAAUAAAAGUCUGCUAACGUCAAAAACCAGGUCAGACCAAUGUGAAACUAGGUCAGACCAGUGUGAAACUAGAACAGACCAAUACGAAACUAGGUCAAAUGAGUGUGAAUAUAGGUUAUCUCUUACUUUUCCUUUUGUCAAAAAAAAUGCUGCUGCGAAAUUGCAUUUUUCAAAAUUAAAAUCUGGCUUUAAUGUGGUUUCCGUUUUAACCGCUUAUUUACAUGUUCAAGAUCUGAAAUGUUCAGGUAAAUUCAAUAUUUUUUUUAGAUCCAAUCAGUUAUCUAAUAAUUUUCGCUUAAAAUGUGAUAAUAAUGAGCAUAUAUUUCACCAAAAUGGAUGUUAUAAAAUAUAAUUCAUUUUUUGUGGGUUCCUAAUUGUACAAUUUUAUGACAUGAAAAAUGAAAUUGAAAUUUUAGUAAGUGUUUUAACUGCCUUGAAAGGCUUUUAGGCAUAAUGUAUAAUAACCAAAAAAAUUGUAUUUUCUAGUCAUGCUGAAAUGAAUUAAUUAUUACUUAAUAUUAUUAUUAUGUUAUAAUAAAACAUGUCGAAUAAUGUCAAAUCGGGUUGUAGCCUUGGUUUUAUUCAAAAAUCCAUGCACAGUUAUAUGACAACUGCCAUUGUUUUGAUAUGGGGAGGUUUAUCAGUUUAAUAUGCAUGCUUUUAGUAGCUUCUCAUAUUUUGUUUAGGUAUUGUGAUAGCCGAAAAACAAAACAAAGGUUAGAUAUAUUGAUAGCCUUGGUGUUUUCAAUAUCGUUGUCGUUGUUGUUAAAAAACUGAAAUGUUUGCCAUAACUCAAAAAAUGUUAAAAAUAUUCAAAUAAAGCAUGUAACAUAUGUUGCUAAGGGCAAUAAACACAUGUAAAGGAAGGCCAAUAACUCUUGCUUCAAGAAUAGUUCAGAAUUACCCCUUGUGCAACUGAAAAAAACAGAACAGCAUUGACGUCCACUCCACAGCACUGUUGUUUAUUUAUGUACAUUAAUUUUCGGUUUGUUAUUGUAGUGAUAAAAUCUCAUAUGUAACAAACCAGUUUUCAUAUUUCAUUUAUAUGUUACCAUGUCAGUUUUGCUUGAUAUAAGUGUUCAUUUAUUUUAUCUAUCUAUUAGCUUUUUUUCUUGAAUGCUUGUCAUUCAAGGUGAAGAGUUUUCACAAUCAUUGAAUUACAUUGUAUUAUAUAAUUGUAAGGUUGUAUCACAGAAAAAAGAACUUGUGGCUAAUUUGGGGUAAUUUUUACAGCUGAUGAAAUACCUCCCAUAAUGCAUUGUUAAAUUUUAGAUUUUUCUAUAAAUAUAUUAUAAGGUUUUGUUGUUUUGUUUUUCGAAGAAAAACUUGAGUUAAGUUAUUGUGGCCUUGGUAUCAACUACGUCAUUGUUGUGCAAAUACUCUGACUUUAAGCCUUAACUCAAAGAAAACAAAAUAUUCUGGAGCAUCACAUGACACUUUGUAUAAACGUAACCAGUGCAGAGGUCAAAUUGUUGGAUUAUGCCCAAGGUUGACUGAGAAAAGCAGACAAGGGUUAGCCUCCGCUAACAGUGCUCUUGUUUUGAUACUGACGCAAAAGACAAUGGAUUAAAUUGAUGUACUCUUAUGAACAGAAACCGGUUAAAUAUGUUGCUAAGUUUAUGCUGAACAAUUCAAGUGCUUUGUGUUGUCAAACCUUGCCAAUUAGAUCAGUUAAAUUCAUGCUGUAUACAUCUUUGUGCAAUGGUCAUGAAACUUAUAACAAUUUUGAACGUUCAACAUGAAGAAAGGCAGUGUAAUAGUUAUCAAUGUAAAUAUCUUUUGAAAGCUUCCAGUUGCUUGUAUUUAUUAUCCGUAGCUUCCAUUGUAAAAUGUGUAAAGAAAAUACUUGAAAGCCAUAGUUACAUAUUUUGAAAUGAUUAUGAAAUGUUAUGUUUGAUUGUACAGCCACAUGACCUAUCAUGACAACCAUUUAUGUACCAUGUUUUGUAGACGUUUUGUAAUUAAAUUGUCGUAGCAAC